GAUAUAAACCUAAGCUCUAUUGUUGAUAAACGGACUCAUUUGAGUAGUUUAAUUUGCAAUCUAAUAAUGUUUAUGUGGCUAAACGAGAUGCUAAAUGCAAUUUUGUUUUUGUUCGUUGCAAUAAAUCACAAAGGAUUUAGGAAUUAAAAAAAAAGGCAUUACAAAUACAAAUUUUAAAGCAUCAUCUGAUAAAAGGAAAUAUUCUGUUUUAUUGUAAUAAUAACCUAAAACAAGCCAAAGUGUAACUAAUUUGAAAUCAAAGUUAGAAGCUAUAUUUACAAGAGAUAUUUUAUUUUAUAAAGUAUUGAUUGAUACUUGUAUAUACUUUAGAAAGAACUAUUUACUUAGCAUUUCAAAAGAUAGGAGUAUUAUUAUCAUUUAAUGUAGGAGUAUGUAGGAUUUGAUGAGAAAAAGAGGAUAGCAAUUUCUAAAAUUUGGAAAUAGUCCUUUCAGAAUUGUUAAGUUUUCUCGAGACUAUUAUCAAACUAGUAUUAUUUCCU
Paramecium octaurelia is the source of this 500-nucleotide messenger RNA. The record is from the annotation of a GenBank genome assembly. Lineage: Eukaryota; Ciliophora; Oligohymenophorea; Peniculida; Parameciidae.